Molecule: messenger RNA, 3338 nt
Organism: Rubroshorea leprosula
Lineage: Eukaryota; Viridiplantae; Streptophyta; Magnoliopsida; Malvales; Dipterocarpaceae
Source: the annotation of a GenBank genome assembly
UGGUAAAUAUUUGGUAAUUAAAAAGGCUUAGAUCUGAAUUACUUGAAUUGCUAAGUAUGAACUCAAUAAGUUCCGAGCCUUGUGCAUUUAUGGGACCCUCUCACGAGUGCACGGCGUCUGUCGUGCCUCGAAUUCGGGUUUUGGGGCGUGACAAAUUUUGUGCCCAACGUGCUCGUCCUACUCAGCUUACUUGCCACGUUUGUGGGAAGGUUGGGCACACCUGGGAUCAAUGCCACAUUGUUAUUGGGGCUUGCUUCAAAUGUGGCAAGCAGGGACACCGGAUUGCAAAUUGUCCACUACUAGACCCCAAAGCCCAGAGUACUCAACCUACCCCUCUGCAGGGCUCUACCAGUCAAGGGGCGCAAAAACAGAGUACCGGGGUUUGGACAAAAGCCCAGCAUGCGAGAGUGCAAGUGAUGACUCAUAAGGAAGCUGCGGCCACCGAAGUAAUCACGGGUACCUUGCCUGUUAACUCUGAUUAUGCGCAUGUUUUAUUUGAUUCGGGUGCACCGCACUCCUUUAUUGCUCGAUCUUAUAUUUUGAAACGAGCUUUGCCUGUUGAUACCUCUGAUUGUGAACUGCAUGUGGACACCCCUUUAGGAGGGGUGAUGACUACUAGGGAGAAGUGUAGGACUGUAGAUAUUUAUAUUGAUGGUAGACGGCUGAGUGCUAGUCUGUUUGUGUUAGAUAUCUCCGAUUUUGAUAUCAUUUUGGGGAUGGAUUGGUUGUCAAAACACUUUGCCUCUAUAGACUGUCACCGGAAAUGGGUAAUUUUUAAUAUUCCUGGUGAGCCAGAAUUUAGUUUCCAAGGCAAUGGUUCUUUUGCUCCACCCGUGUUAGUAUCUACCUUGCAGGCUCAAAAAUAUCUUGUAAAUGGUUGCCAGGGUUUCCUAGUCUCCGUUACUGAUGCUAAUAGUGUGACAUCGAGACUAGAGGACAUACCGGUGGUGCGUGAGUUUCCGGAUGUGUUUCCGAAGGAUCUCCCAGGUUUACCUCCGGAUAGAGAGGUUGAAUUUGCUAUUGACCUUGUUCCUGGCACCGGACCCGUUUCCAAAGCACCAUAUCGUAUGGCUCCUGCAGAAUUGAAGGAGUUAAAGGUCCAGCUGGAGGAACUCCUUGAGAAAGGGUUUAUACGCCCUAGUGUGACUGUGAAGAACUGGUAUCCCCUUCCUAGAAUUGAUGACUUAUUUGACCAGCUCAAGGGUGCUCAAGUAUUUUCUAAGAUUGAUCUUCGAUCAGGCUACCACCAGUUGAAGAUUAAACCGGAUGAUGUGCCAAAGAUUGCCUUUCGCACCGUUAUGAAGAUUGAGGCUGUGGUUGAUUGGAAAAGGCCAAAUAGUGUUGCAGAAAUCCGUAGUUUUCUGGGAUUGGCUGGUUAUUACCGUCGGUUUGUGGGGGAUAUCUCUAGAAUUGCUGUGCCAAUGACUCGUCUUAUCAGGAAGGACACCAAGUUUGAGUGGACCCCAGAGUGUGAGAAGAGCUUUUUGACCUUGAAGGAGAAGUUGGUCACUGCUCCUGUACUUACACUUCCAAUUAAUGGGGAAAAAUUCACUAUAUAUAGUGAUGCCUCUAAAAAGGGUUUGGGAUGUGUCUUGAUGCAAAAAGAUAGGGUUAUUGCAUAUGCUUCUCGGCAGUUAAAGCCUUAUAAAGAAAAUUACCCUACCCAUGAUCUGGAGUUGGCAGCUGUAGUAUUUGCACUCAAGAUCUGGAGGCAUUAUCUGUAUGGUGAGAGUUGUGAAAUCUUCACUGAUCACAAGAGCCUUAAGUAUAUUUUCACUCAAAAGGAGCUUAAUAUGAAGCAGAGGCGAUGGCUUGAACUUUUAAAGGACUAUGACUUGACCAUUAGCUACCAUCCGGGCAAGGCUAACAAGGUAGCAGAUGCGUUGAGUAGGAAGUCCUCUAGCACUGCCUCUAGCAUCCUUGCCACUCAGAAGGAGUUACUUGAGGAUCUUGUGAAACUGGAUGUGGAGUUGAGAAUGGACAGCACUACGGCUUAUCUAGCCGCUCUCAGUGCACAACCGGCAUUAAUAGAUAGAAUUAAACUUGGCCAACAAAAAGAUUCCUUCUUGCUGAAGAUGAAGGAAAAAGUAAAAGCCAGGGAACCCCACAUGCAAGAAUUCAGAAUUUCUGAUAAUGAGACUCUGUGGUUUGGUGAUAGGCUGUGUGUACCCAGAGAUCAUGCUUUGAGGUGUGAGAUUAUGGGAGAUGCCCAUUAUACUAGCUAUACAAUUCACCCAGGUAGCACCAAGAUGUAUCGCGAUUUGCGUAGUACAUUUUGGUGGCGGAACAUGAAGAGGGAGAUAGCUAGAUUUGUCUCACAAUGCCUGACUUGCCAAAAAGUCAAGGCUGAACACCAGAGACUUCUUGGAAAACUGCAGCCUUUACCUAUUCCCCAGUGGAAGUGGGAAAACAUCACCAUGGACUUUGUGACUGGCUUACCACGAACCUUAAAGGAUAGAGAUACCAGAUUUUUAUCUCAUUUCUGGACAAGCUUGCAGCAGGCACUUGGUACUCAGUUAAAUUUCAGCACGGCCUUUCAUCCUCAAACUGAUGGGCAAUCUGAGAGAACUAUUCAGAUACUUGAGGACAUGUUGAGGGCUUGUGUUCUAGAUUGGAAAGGUUCGUGGGAUCAACACUUACCCAUGGCUGAAUUUGCAUAUAAUAAUAGUUAUCAGUCCAGCAUCCGCAUGGCACCGUUUGAGGCUUUGUAUGGUCGAAGGAAUGCCUUUGUGCUGCACAAAGCAGACAGAAAAGCUAUACGAAUAGAAGGAGAUGAGACCUUGAGUUUGAAGUUGGUGACCAGGUAUAUUGGACCAUAUCCCAUCUUGGAAAGGAUUGGUGAGGUAGCUUAUAAAUUGGAGUUGCCCGGAAAUCUAGCGGGUGUUCAUGAUGUGUUUCAUGUGUCCUUACUUAGGAAGUAUGCCCUCGACCCGAGUCACAUCAUUAAUCCUGAACCAAUUCAACUUCGGGAGGAUCUUACUUAUGACGAGCACCCGAUCCGCAUUUUAGAUUUCAAGGAGAGGAUAAUGCGGAGAAGGACCAUUCGUUUUGUUAAGGUCCUCUGGGACAACUAUUCGGUUGAAGAAGCUACUUGGGAGUUGGAAUCCAAGAUGAGGCAGGAACAUCUGCACCUCUUCCAAGAUUGAGGAGAUUCAGCAACAAUGAGGAAGAUAAGGUUUCAGUUUGUGGUGGAGAAGCGGAAAAUAUGAGCUUUAGACUUUUUGAUGGUGCAAGUUAUUUUUAUUUAAUAAAAAUAAAAAGGGAAAUAAAUAAGAAAAACACACAAUUUUUUUUUCAAUUCAAUUACACAGAUACAUAAAUAUAAGUUAAUGAAUUUU